Messenger RNA from Pyricularia oryzae 70-15, 622 nucleotides. RefSeq lists its product as uncharacterized. The transcript is spliced from 2 exons. The coding region runs from base 104 to 409 and encodes 101 amino acids. Lineage: Eukaryota; Fungi; Ascomycota; Sordariomycetes; Magnaporthales; Pyriculariaceae. The record is from RefSeq and is a predicted model, not a curated record.
ACAAAAUAUGUAGGUCGACAUCCAAGGAGAAUCUACGCAAUAAUUUCCAUGGCCAAUUGAGGAAAUUGAAUGACGGCGCACGUGGCACAGGUCCUUAUUGAAGAUGCAGGGACCGCCACUGAAAUUUGUACUGUACCUACAAUUACGGAUAUUGUUCUGCCCUACAGAGGCUGUCUUUGCCCAUGGCAACCGGUCAGCCGCAUCUCGUGUGCUAGCUAGAUGCAAUGCGGAUGCCAAAUACAGAAUAGAAGUCUCUUAUAUUGGAAAUCAAAUUUUAGGCCAAGCAAGACUGGGGCUUACUUGCAAAGAGAGACCCGGCACAAAUCCCAAUCAGACAAGACCGCAAGCCAACCUACAUGGAGCCCCUUCCCUCGCCGCCUUAUGCGAAGUAAAGCAUCGUCCGCGUUAGUCUGUGAAACAACCUAGGCGGGCAAGGAAACCGCAACGGGCCGGAAGUCAACGGUCUUAUUUUGCAUUCUUCAAUGGGGCUUUGUCAAAGGAUGUUAAUGUCUGUGCGGAAUUGCCACAUCAAAACCUCCAAUUUGGCGGAUUUAUUUCAGCGGGUCAAUUUCAAUGCCGUAGGUGUGCCGGGAUUUGACUUGGAGAACAUGAUGGCCUCCUG